This is a messenger RNA of Gasterosteus aculeatus aculeatus (three-spined stickleback), 800 nucleotides long. The record is from RefSeq and is a predicted model, not a curated record. NCBI's taxonomy places the organism in Eukaryota, Metazoa, Chordata, Actinopteri, Perciformes, Gasterosteidae.
CCUUUAGCCACAGGUUGGAGCGGCUUCCCAUUCACACUGCCGCACCCAAGAUGAAAACAAAAGCGCGCCUGCUCAUUUUAUUUUUGAGUGUUUCUGGCGUCUGUGUUUUUUGGAGAGAAGUGUCACGAUACGUUCUGCCUCAGGAACCAAGAUCCUGUGCUUGUGACCGAUGUCUAUUUGAAAAUGAUACGUUGGCCAUUGAGCGUUUGAGGAAGUUUCCGCAACCAUUUUUAUCCAGCAACUACAGUCUGCCAGAAGAGGAUUUCAAAUGGUGGAGGGUCAUACAGGGUGGAGGCGGUACAAUCAGUGAAUACAGAAGAAACAUGUCCAGGGUUUUUCAGCUGAUCCCAGACAACCCUCCUCUUGAAGCAUCCAUCCCCGGAUAUUGCAGGACUUGUGCUGUGGUGGGAAACUCCCGUAAUUUGUUAAAAUCACAUUAUGGACCUUUCAUAGAUUUCCAGGACUACGUCAUAAGAAUCAACAGGGGUCGUUCCAAAGGCUUUGAAUCCGAUGUCGGGAACAGAACAACUCAUCAUGUCAUGUACCUGGAGAGUGCUUCUCAGUUAGAUAACACCACUCGUCCGGUGCUGUUUACCUUUAAGAUGAGGGAUCUUCAAUGGAUUACGAGGGUCCUCAGCACACAACCUUCUGGAAAAAAAUCCUUAUUCAACAAGGAUUUGGUGAGUAUUAUUUUAUAUGUAUUCAACAAUAAAAACGUUAUAUGCUCCAGAGGUAAUGGUUGAUAAAAUACAUUGAAAGACUAAUUCUGAUUUCACAACAGGCAAUGGUCCUUAACCCAG